AUGUUUUCAGGCUCAAAUUCCAGUGACACGGUUACGGAAGAUGGCGGUCACAAUGAGCAGCACAUCAUCGUCUCUGAAAAGGGUGUAAACAGAAAUUCUGGUCACGAGGAGCGUAUUUUCUCAAAGGAAGAAGAGGCCGGAUAUCAAUCUCCGAUUCAAGCACCCGUCGGCAGUACUCCGCCAGAUGGUGGUCUGCGGGCAUGGCUCGUGGUUAUAGGGGCAUGGUGCACCUCGGUAUGCAGCUUUGGGUGGAUUAACAGCGUGGGAGCGUUCCAGGACUAUUACGAAACUACGAUUCUGAAAGACUACUCGACCAGUACCGUCUCAUGGAUCCCAUCUUUACAGAUUUUCUUCAUGAUGGCCUUGGGACCCUUCAUUGGCCUUAUAUACGACAAAUAUGGCCCUCGCCAACUCAUCAUUGUCGGAACCUUUCUGCAUGUCUUUGGCCUUAUGAUGACAUCUAUUUCUACCCAGUACUACCAAAUUCUCCUUUCACAGGGAGUUUGCAGUGCUAUCGGUGUUUCUGCCAUCUACCAGCCAGCGCUUAACAGCAUCGCUACUUGGUUCACUACGAAACGUGGUGCCGCCUACGGACUUUUGGCAACUGGCUCAAGUUUAGGAGGCGUCAUCUUCCCUAUCAUGGUCACUAGGUUGAUCAAAGAAGUUGGUUUCGGCUGGGCAAUGCGAACCUGUGCCUUCCUGAUCCUCGGCCUCCUCGUGAUCGCUAUUUUAACGGUUGAUGCGUUCAAUCCACCCAAGUUCCAGCCAAUCACCGUGAAGAGGAUGGUAGCUCCUUUCACAGAAGUUCAGUUUGCCUGCGUCUGUAUGGGAUUGUUGCUGUUUACUUUUGGGCUUUAUGUCCCAAUCAACUUCAUCUCGGUCGAGGCUGCUGCGGGUGGAGCGGACCCUAACUUGGUGUUAUACCUGGUUCCUAUUCUAAACGCCGGAAGUUUGUUUGGUCGUAUGUUGUCUGGCUUCGCUGGCGACAAAUUUGGCCGCUAUAACGUCUUCAUAACUGUUUGUUACCUUGCAAGUAUUUUCGUUUUGGCCCUCUGGAUUCCUGCAGCCACAACUGGCGCGAGAAUUGCCUUUGCUGCCAUCUUUGGAUUCUUUUCUGGAGCAUACGUUGCCUUGAUCGCUGCACUCGUGGUUCAGAUUUCGCCGGCAUCUGAGAUGGGCUUCCGGAUGGGUCUCUCGUUUUUCGUUUUGUCUUUUGGAGGCCUGACGACAAAUCCUAUCUCUGGCGCUAUUUUGGACGGCCCAUUGGGAUGGCUUGGACCUAAAAUAUUCUCUGGUAUCUUUUGUUUAGCUGGAACGACCUUUGUGUUGGCAGCGAGAAUCAACCAGACGGGAUGGAAACUGAGGGCUGUCUUUUAA
Molecule: messenger RNA, 1377 nt
Organism: Trichoderma asperellum CBS 433.97
Lineage: Eukaryota; Fungi; Ascomycota; Sordariomycetes; Hypocreales; Hypocreaceae
Biological process (GO): transmembrane transport
Cellular component (GO): membrane
Molecular function (GO): transmembrane transporter activity
Source: RefSeq, a predicted model, not a curated record